Molecule: messenger RNA, 3690 nt
Organism: Macadamia integrifolia
Lineage: Eukaryota; Viridiplantae; Streptophyta; Magnoliopsida; Proteales; Proteaceae
Product: pentatricopeptide repeat-containing protein At2g34400-like
Exons: 3
Coding region: 136-1992 (618 amino acids)
Biological process (GO): RNA modification
Cellular component (GO): intracellular membrane-bounded organelle
Molecular function (GO): protein binding; RNA binding
Source: RefSeq, a predicted model, not a curated record
UUUUCUUCUUUGUGUUUGAUAAAUAGAGUACAUCCUUCGAAUUUUUAAUUAAGGAUUCAAUUGAAGCUCCAAUUAUCUUAAAUUCUCUCUGUAACAAUUCACCACUGUUUCUCUCUCUCUCUCUCUUGCACCCACAUGACAGUGGUUAAAUCAAAACUGCCUUCACAUCUCUUUUCCCGCUCUCUUACUUUUGAAGCAGCUCAUCCAUUUUCUGAUCAUUCAAAAGAGCCACUCACACGCAAACUCCUUUAUCUCUUGAAGAAAUGCAAAUCUCCCAAAUCCUUGAAACAAAUCCAUUCUCACAUGAUCAUCAACUCCAUAGAAGAACAUAAUUUCCUUUUGACGAAACUGGUUGAGCUCAAAGAUAUUUCUUAUGCUUUGCUCCUCUUUUCUCAAAUCCCUGAGCCUAACAACUUCGCAUACAAUGUCAUGAUUCGAGGUCUGGCUAACAAAUGGCACUCCCUUACACUUCAAUUCUAUUACCAAAUGAAGUUCUCUGGUCAGAAACCGAAUAAGUUCACCUACCCUUUUCUACUAAUCUCGUGUGCAAAUCUCCAGUCAUUAGAUCAAGGGAGGAUGGCUCACUCAUUGAUUUUCAAAACUGGGUUGGAUGCUGAUAGUCAUGUCCGCCAUUCUUUGAUCACAAUGUAUUCUAGGUGUGGUGAAUUGGGUAAUGCACGGAGGGUUUUUGAUGAAAUUGCUGAAAGGGACUUGGUCUCCUGGAAUUCAAUGAUAUCAGGGUACUCAAAGAUGGGUUUUGCUGGGGAGGCUGUGAGGUUAUUUAGGAGGAUGAGGUUGGCAGGUUUUGAGCCUAAUGAAAUUACUUUAGUUAGUGUUCUUGGAGCAUGUGGGGACUUGGGUGAUUUGAGUUUGGGGAAGUGGGUUGAGGUGUUUAUGGAGGAAAGUACAGUUGGGUUGACUUCAUUCCUAGGGAAUUCACUAAUUGAUAUGUAUGGGAAGUGUGGGGACUUAAAUUCAGCACGAAGAGUUUUUAAUAAAAUGCACAAGAAAGAUGUAGUCACAUGGAAUUCCAUGAUAACAGGAUAUGCACAAAAUGGGGCUUCAGAUCAAGCAAUCUUGCUAUUCCGUGACAUGAAAGCAGCAGCUGUGGACCCAACUAAGAUCACAUUGAUAGGUGUUCUAUCAGCAUGUGCCUCCAUAGGGGCCCUUGACAUAGGAAAAUGGGUAGAUGCAUAUGCUUCUGAAAAGGGCUUAAAACAUGAUAUAUACAUUGGCACAGGUUUAAUUGAUAUGUAUGCCAAGUGUGGGAGCUUAGACCAUGCACUAAGAAUCUUUGCAGACAUGCCUAAUAAAAAUGUGGUCACUUGGAAUGCCAUGAUCUCUGCCCUUGCUCUUCAUGGGCAGGCCUGGGAAGCCAUAUCACUAUUUAAGUGCAUGGUGGAGGUUGUGGAGGUCUAUCCAGAUGAGAUAACAUUUGUUGGUGUGCUUUCUGCAUGUGUGCAUGCUGGUUUGGUUGAUGAGGGUCAUUGGUGGUUUGAUUUGAUGGAGCCAGCUUUUGCAGUGGCCCCAGCAAUUGAGCACUACUCUUGCAUGGUUGAUCUUUUGGCACGUGCUGGACGUUUGCAUGAAUCAUGGGAGUUCAUAGAGAGGAUGCCUGAAAAGCCUGAUGCAGUCACCUUAGGGGCACUUCUUAGUGCCUGUAGGAAUCUUGGCAAUGCAGAGGUUGGUGAACGGGCGAUGCAACUACUUCUAGAAAUUGAGCCGUCAAACUCAGGAAACUAUAUUAUCUCAUCAAAGAUAUAUUCAAAUUCAAAGAAGUGGGAUGAUUCUGCAAGGAUGAGAGGAUUGAUGAGGGAGAGGGGUGUCAAUAAGACUCCUGGUUGUAGCUGGGUAGAGAUUGAGGAUCAAGUUCAUCAAUUUCAUGCUGGUGAGGAUUUGCACCUUCAAUCAGAAGCCUUUUACCAAGUUGUUAGCUUGUUAAAUAAGGAGCUGAAGAUGGAGGGAUAUAUUCCAAAGGUUGAUCUUUCAUAGAAAUGGAGAGUUUCUCUUUCCUCUUAACUGUGCUUGGCAACUGCAAAAGAAAAAUGCUUAUAGUUGGAAUUACAUAUUUAUGUGGAAUAGGGAAACAAUUUUAUCAUCUUUCCAACAGGUGCAUGGCUCAGGGUUGUUUUCUAUUUUGAAAAGUUAACCACCUAGAUGUUUUGAAUUGGUACAUAAGAGGUAAUGGUUGAUUGGCAGAAAACUCCUCAUCUAUAUAUCUAUCUAACUCUAGUUUCAUUUUGUCAAUUUCUUUUGGGGUACUGGGCAUUCAUCUUAUAGGUUUGGACUUUUGUAAUGGUUGAUUGGCAGAAAACUCAUCAUCUAUAUAUCUAUCUAACUCUAGUUUCUUUCUUUUUUUUUCUUUUUUUUUUUUCAAUUAUUUUUUGGGGUGCUGGGCAUUCAUCUUAUAGGUUUGCACUUUUUUAGUCUGUGUUUGGUAUGCGUUCCCAUUCUUACUCUUAACUGAGAAUGAGAACACUGUUUGGAUAUAUGUUCGGCUAAAAUUGAUUCUUGAUUAUAGAAUACUCAAGCAUUUCAUCACACACCUCAUGGGAAAAAUUUGUUGGUCGCCCAUUGUUCAUGCCAUGUUAUAUUUGUCCCUGACCCUGUGACUCGGAAACGUGAUCAUUCCAGACUCGCAGUGAUAUCUCAGCCCCGCAAUUCAGGAAAUAACUGCAAGUGCAUAAUCCAAGAACUAACAUCUCACAGAGCAGGGAUAGUAAGCUGUGUCACUCUGUUCCGGGUGGGUCCGAAGGUGGGGAUCUGAGGCAUUCUCUUCAGCAUCACCACCAUAGUCGGAUGAUGGUAAAUCAUAAAAUUGGCAUCCCAAGGGCUCGUGAAGACCAUGAGAUCAGCCGUGCUUCUCCUCAAGAUUGCUUUCCAAAUUCACACUCCGACGCCCUUGAAUGUCGAAGUGAGUGAGGGACUGACAUAUGGUCAGAUGGUGUCGAGAUAGUCAGAUAGAAGAGGAGAGCAGCAAGUUUAAGGAAGCAAAUGCAUUGAACAUGCUGUUGCAGACUAGGUUGGAGAGUAGAGGUGUAAGGCAGCCUCUAGACCCCUCCACCCAACAGAAGCGGAGCUUUGAGCCACCUCUCUUGAGAAUGUGAGCUGUGUGGGUGUGGAUGGUACGCCUUUGCCAGUGGGUGGUGAUGGUGAUGGGCUAGUGCAGAAAAAACAACAGCAAGAGUGAGAUGAGAAGAAAUAUUACAACUAUCAAAACCAUCUCUGCUGUCCGGUGACAACAAUGGUGAUGUGGAUCAUGUCAUUGGGUGGAGAGAGGAGCAGCUGGAUGCAAGGAAGCUCUUGAGAUAGCUUUUACGAUCUGGAGGGAGUCACCAUGAGAGUUUUACUGGUUGAACUGAACUAAGAAACCGAAGACCUACUAUGAAACACAAUCCCAUCCAUCCAGCUGUUGAAGUUUUAACUCAGCAUCAAUGAAAUGAAAACCAUCAUGAACGAGAACACAGAAUGGGUUUUAUCCCCAUUCCAGAAUGACACCCAUUGCUGCCCCCAUUCUAAGAAUUCAGAAUGAGAACAUAGGCAAAAAAUUUCUUUUCAUUUGGACCAUCAAAAAUUAGCUUGCUUGUUAUUGCUCAUAUCUUGCCGCCUUUAGAUGGAUAGGCAGUAGGUACGUUACAUUGUUUUAUAUAAUGAAGUAUGCCUGUUAUAUGGUUGGCAGAUGAAUGACUA